AUGAUUUCAAGAGUGUAACACGAAAAACCAAAAAAAGUAGGAAUAUAUCAAACCGGAGAUAUGAUAGGAAAAGGAGCAAUAGGAACAGUAUAUAAAGGAUUAAAUAUUGAAACAGGUUAGACAGUAGCAAUAAAACUAGUAUCUUCAUUAAACAUAAAAGAAGAGCAAAGAAAAUCAAUUACUGGUGAAAUGAAACUAUUAAAAAAAUUAAAACAUGAAAACAUUGUUAAAUACAUAGACUUUGUAUAAACAGAAUUUCAUUAUGCAAUAGUAUUAGAAUAUGUAGAAUCAGGAUCACUAUAUACCAUAAUAAAAAAAUUUGGUCCUUUUUAGGAAUCUUUAGUUGCAAUAUAUAUAAAAUAAGUCUUAAAAGGUUUAGAAUAUUUACAUUCAUAAGGGAUAGUACAUAGAGAUAUAAAGGGGGCAAAUAUACUAACAACAAAAGAUGGAGUUAUAAAAUUAACUGAUUUUGGUGUUGCUACUCAUUUAGCUGAUGAUGAAAAAAAUCAAAAAUUUGUAGGAACUCCUUAUUGGAUGGCUCCAGAAGCAAUUGAUAUAGGAGGGCAUAUUACUACUAGUUGUGAUAUAUGGUCUUUAGGAUGUACAAUAAUUGAAUUACUAACUGGAAAUCCUCCUUAUAGUGACUUAUGAUAAUAUCCAGCAUUGUUUAGAAUGGUUGAAGAUUAACAUCCCCCUCUCCCCGAAGAUAUAUCGUAGGAAUGUACUGAUUUUUUAUUAAAAUGUUUUGAAAAAGAGCCUAGUUAAAGAAUAGAUGCUAAAGGCUGUUUAAAACAUGAAUGGUUGAAUA
This is a messenger RNA of Ichthyophthirius multifiliis, 808 nucleotides long. RefSeq lists its product as hypothetical. The transcript has 3 exons. Gene Ontology annotation, biological process: protein phosphorylation. NCBI's taxonomy places the organism in Eukaryota, Ciliophora, Oligohymenophorea, Hymenostomatida. Gene Ontology annotation, molecular function: protein kinase activity; ATP binding. The record is from RefSeq and is a predicted model, not a curated record.